UUUUGCAGAGUGCAGUGCUCUGAGUCACCUGCCGAGGUAGUUUUGCCACGUAGAAGAAAAACGAAAUUGAUUGCGAGAGGCGAGGCCAUGUGAAGACGGGUGGAGGGAAUCGCAGCCCGCCAGCGCGCGGAUCUGGGGAGUGUGAUGUGGUAAGGUUUGAGAUACCGCCGCACAAAUUCUCGAGAGAGAAAGGAUAUCCUUUUCGAUACCUUUGUUUCGGUACUUCGUUUGUAACGAGAAAUAAAUUUGCAGAGCCGUUCUAACUUCUGAUUAAGUCUGUAGUUGUAUUCGUAUCUUAGAGUACCCGACAGGAAUCACGUCUCUGUGCGAAGUCUUUCUCCGGUGAGAGUGUUUGUGUGGACUGUGGAGGAAAUAAUAAGAAGGGCGGAAAAUGUUGGAGUUGAGAGAUGGGUCGAAGUGCUACACGGAGGCUGUGGUGGGAGUGAAUGUGGGUCUGGCUUGUGUUGAUGGUGCGAUUGCUGUUCUUGCUUUUUAUCAGUUAAUGAGAAUACACUUGCGGAAUUCACAUCUUGGAUGGACCCGUCAAAAAGGUUGGAGUUGUUGGACGUAUUCCUGUGGUUUCCUUGUCAUGGCCAUCCCCAAAAUUCUGGUUAUGGCAGCAUUUUCCCUCCUCCUAUCAUUUUGGGUUGAUCUCUGCCAUCAGUCAAAUGAUGUUGAAGAAGAUGAUGAAUGUAGUCCCCAAGAACUAUUGCUGGAUAAGACCCAAAAAAUUGAAUCCAGCUCUGGUGGUCGCAGAAGAUGUUGCACCUUCAGGUGCACUCAUGUAGGAAGCCGUCAAAAAGUUGUCAUUCUGGUUAUGGUUCUAAUCCUGGCAAUCAUGGUGCUGUCUGCCGUACUUAUAUGGAUUGGGAUAGGCAAGAGUCAUGUUGAUUCUGCCGUCGUUGCUCAGGUGUAUGUAGAUCUCAUUGCUGUAGUCUUCAUUUUGCUAGGCGGAGCCUUGGCAUUCUAUGGGCUUUUACUGUUCUUGAAAAUGAAACAAGUGAGAUCUGAGAGAACCUCAUCAGACAUGUGGAAGGUUGCUGGAUUGGCUAUUGUCUCUGUGAUAAGUUUUACAUUGAGUUCAUCAGCUGCAAUAGCUACAAACAUACCUCUUUUUUAUCACUGGCAUGAACGUACAAUAGAUGCUGCUUAUACCACCCUGCUGUUGGUUUUGUAUCAUUUCAUAGGAUCAUCGGUGCCAUCCGCCUUUCUUUUAUUUGUGAUGAGAGAACUGCCACCACCAGCAGUGAUUCAAACACAACAACAAUCAAGAACAAUUACAUUCGUAGCCGGUCAUCCAGUGGAAACAAACGAUCCGCCACGCUGGACUGCUGCUGCUAGGAGUGUGCAGAAUCAGGGUUCAAGAGCAAGCCCAAUAUGAACAUAAGCAAAUACAAGCAAGACAAACAGAAUUGCAAAGAUGAUAUAAAAGCACAGGGGAUAACAGCCAGCAAAGAAAGCAAGCCAAGACAAGCCCAUGUUAUGUCUUGAUAGCUCUGAAUGGCAGCAAAUUGCAACAGGAUUAUUUACUUGUUUUUUGUUAAGUUACUGAAUGUACAGUAAUAUCUUCUUUCUUGGUCCUUUUCAUAUGUGCACUAUGGAAAUCUGAUUCAAUUGUUGAAAUAAUCAACAAAUCUAACUUUUGUAACAAUGACAAGACUCAAUUGCUAACCAGCUAUUGCAGGCAAGUUUUCCUUGAAUUGAUCUAUAUAUUUAUCAAUUACUAAAUCAAGAACUGUUUUUGUACCUUGGGAAAGAAAACAGCUCUAAAAUAUCAAGAUCCAAAUAUAAACACAACACUCAAAAGACAUAAGCAAAUGAUGAUUUCAUUGCAACAUAUUACAGAAAUCUUUCAUUACAAACACAUCCCACCACUCAUACAUGAUCCAAACUCAAAAGGUUCACUUUCCAGGGGUGAAGUUGGUGGCAUAGGCCCAGGCAUUGUUGUUAACAGGGUCUGCAAUAUGGUCAGCCAAGUUCUCCAAAGGACCCUUUCCGGUGACAAUGGCCUGAACGAAGAA
Andrographis paniculata is the source of this 2021-nucleotide messenger RNA. Its product is annotated as tobamovirus multiplication protein 1-like. The transcript is spliced from 12 exons. Bases 392 to 1381 code for a protein of 329 amino acids. NCBI's taxonomy places the organism in Eukaryota, Viridiplantae, Streptophyta, Magnoliopsida, Lamiales, Acanthaceae. The record is from RefSeq and is a predicted model, not a curated record.